AUGGUGACUCCCGAAAUGAAGGUUGUCUCAGACAUUCCUCCAAGAGUUGCCUCGCUUCCAACCGAUCCAAACGCCAAACCUGGAGAUGUUGUGUUCGCCGAGAGUUGGGGUGUUGUUCCUCACUCGGUUUAUGCUCCAGAAAUGUAUCCAAAUUACCAUUUGGCUGCAAACUUUGGUCUUUACGAGAGAGUGUUGGAUCACUUAAUGCCAUCAUUCCCAACAACUCCACUCAACCAAUUGUCGACAAAAAGUAUCGAAAAGACAAGCAGAAGUCCAAUGGAGGUCAGUAGAUCUGUUUUGUACGCGAUUGUUAUGUUGUAUUUGAGAUCUGGAUUUUAUGGAAGAGUCAAUGACAUGAACAUUGAAUCUAUUUAUUUGGACAAUAAAGCACAGUUUGCAGUUUUCGAAGCACAAAGCAGUGAAUUGGCUGUCAUUUCAUUGAUCCAUUUGAAGGAGGAGGAGAAAACUGCGUUUUGGCUCAACGUGUAUCACACCAUGUUGCUUCACGCUUUGGUGUAUAUGAAACACCGCCCAUAUUUAGAACACAAGCAAUUGAUGGACAUGUACAAGAAAGUCAGUUACAAGAUUGAUGGUUUGGAAUAUACCAUAUUCGAGGUGUUGGUUGGAAUGUUGCGAGGAGGAUUUGGGAAGGACGACUCUUUGGGAGGAAGUGUUGUGUUUCCACAAACCAACCCGAAGUCGAAGUUUGUGUGUAAAGAGAAGGAUGAGAUGAUUGGGUUUUUGAUUUCUUUUGGUCUUACAACAUCGCCCCCAAUCUGGAUCUACGACGCUAGCGAUUUCAAAGCCCAAGAGCAGAAGGCGAUUAACCAUUUUUUGGGUGCUCAAUGUGUUGCGAUUGGAGCAAACAAAAAUAUGUUUGUCCCACAGACGAUGAAAAUGUAUGUUAAGGAUUUCAAGAACGAGAAGACUAUGUUCAAAAUGUUGUUGAAACAGUUCAAAAUUGAGGAAAGUGGAUGGAGUUUGAAAUGGCAAAACGUUGAAAGGGAGUGUGGCGUAUGGUUGGACCAAUUAUCGAGCGAGGGAGUCACAGUCACCCACAGAGAGGUACCUUACUUAGCACAAUUCAAUUUGUUCCCUUUGUCAACACCAGAAGUAAAAGUGAAAACUAAUUAA
Entamoeba invadens IP1 is the source of this 1134-nucleotide messenger RNA. RefSeq lists its product as hypothetical. The record is from RefSeq and is a predicted model, not a curated record. NCBI's taxonomy places the organism in Eukaryota, Evosea, Mastigamoebida, Endamoebidae. The transcript has a single exon. Bases 1 to 1134 code for a protein of 377 amino acids.